AUGACGUCACUUUCCGAUGGGGUUUCUUUCAUCUCGGUCCUCUCCGUUCUGAUCUCAAUUCUCUCCGGCGGCGCCUCGGCGGACACCGAAUUCGACCUGGGCACGCUCGGCGUCUCCAGCCUGAAGCUACUCGGCGCCGCCAGCGUGGCCAACGGAAGCUGCGUGGAGGUCACGCGCCCUGCCGUCGUCCCUGACUCCGCCGUCGGGCGCGUCCUCUACGCCGACCCCAUCGAGCUCCUGCAUCCGGGAAUCCUCCUCCCGGCGGACUUCUCCACCUUCUUCACUUUCUCCAUCUCCAGCCCGAACCCCUCCUCCUCCGCCGGCGGCGGCCUGGCCUUCGUCAUCUCGCCGGACGCCGACUACGUCGGCGCCGCAGGUGGAUUCCUCGGCGUCACCGACGCCGCCUCCGGCCCCCGCGGCGGCGUCGUCGCCGUGGAGUUCGACACUCUGAUGGACGUGGCCUUCGAGGACAUCAACGGCAACCACGUGGGCCUUGACCUGGGCUCGAUGGUCUCAGCCCAGGCCCGCGAUCUUGGGGACGCCGGCAUCGAGCUCAAGAGCGGCGACUCGGUCAACUCGUGGAUCGAGUACACCGGGUCAACCGGGUCACUCCGCGUCUUCAUCUCCUAUUCCAAUCAGAAGCCCGAAAGCCCGAUUCUAUCCGCCGUCGUGAACCUCGCCGACCACCUAACCAACGACUCCGCCUACGUGGGCUUCUCCGCGUCGACCCAAGGCAGCACGGAGGGCCACACGAUCCAAUGGUGGAGCUUCAAAUCGUCGUUGAGCCCGAACCCGGCCCACUCGAACCCAGCCGGCCUGAACACGCCUUCCCCUGCGCCACAAGCCCAAAUCGCAAACCCAACGCCGCCGCACGACGAGAAAAAGGUCCUCCGGUCGGGAACCAUCGCCGGCGUCGUGACGGCAAGCGCGUUUUUCCUCGCGUUCUUCGCCUUCGCCUUCGUGUGGGUUUACCACAAGAAAUUCAAAGGGGAAAACACGAAAUCCGAGACGCUAGGCUCGGACGUAAUCAAAAUGCCGAAGGAAUUUACCUAUAAAGAGCUAAAAUCGGCCACUCGAGGGUUUGAUCCUAACCGAGUCAUCGGCCACGGUGCCUUCGGCACCGUGUACCGUGGCACCUUGCCGCCCACCAGCGGCCGCACCGCCACCACAGUGGCGGUCAAGCGCUGUAGCCACACGGGUCAAGGGAAAAUCGAGUUCAUAUCCGAGCUAUCGAUAAUCGGGACACUGAGGCACCGGAACCUCGUCCGCCUCCACGGAUGGUGCCACGAGAAGGGCGAGAUUUUGCUCGUUUACGACAUGAUGCGCAACGGGAGCUUGGACAAGGCGUUGUUCGAGUCGAGCACGGUUCUGCCGUGGGCCCACCGGCGCAAGAUUUUGCUAGGCGUGGCGUCGGCAUUGGCCUACCUACACCAAGAGUGCGAAAACCUAGUGAUCCACCGAGACGUCAAGACUAGCAACGUUAUGUUGGACGAGGGGUUUAACGCGCGGUUGGGAGACUUUGGGCUCGCUCGGCAAAUCGAGCACGACAAGUCGCCCGACGCCACCGUGGCCGCGGGCACAAUGGGGUACUUGGCGCCCGAGUACUUGCUAACGGGCCGGGCCACGGACAAAACCGACGUGUUUAGUUACGGAGCUGUCGUGCUCGAGGUUGCCACCGGGCGCCGGCCCAUCGAUAAGGAGCUCAAGGGCGGGAAUUUGGUCGAUUGGGUGUGGGGUUUGCAUAGGGAUGGGAAUUUGGUGGCGGCCGCCGAUCGGAGGCUCGGUGGGGAUUUCGACGGGGAGGAGAUGGGACGGGUUUUGAUGAUCGGGCUGGCGUGCUCGAGCCCGGACCCGGAGGCCCGGCCCGCGAUGCGGGCCGUGGCCCAAAUGUUGUUGGGCGAUCGGGAAGUCCCGGUCGUGCCUAGGGUGAAGCCCACAACGAGUUUCAGCACGGCCCAAUUGCUAAUGACGUUGCAAGACAGCGUGUCGGAUUUGAACGGGAUAGUCGGGCUUUCGGCCACCUCGUCGGAGAUUAGUUUCGGUGGCGGCGGCGGCGUAGGAAUGGACUUGGUGUAA
This is a messenger RNA of Striga asiatica, 2076 nucleotides long. NCBI's taxonomy places the organism in Eukaryota, Viridiplantae, Streptophyta, Magnoliopsida, Lamiales, Orobanchaceae. The record is from the annotation of a GenBank genome assembly.